Molecule: messenger RNA, 1659 nt
Organism: Hyalella azteca
Lineage: Eukaryota; Metazoa; Arthropoda; Malacostraca; Amphipoda; Hyalellidae
Exons: 2
Coding region: 268-1659 (463 amino acids)
Source: RefSeq, a predicted model, not a curated record
GGAUCAUGGCUUUGAAGUAGAGUAAGCAUUGUGGCAUAUCAUAAUUACAGUUGAGCUGGGCCUGCACCCUGACGAAACACUAUCUUUUUGUAAAAUCCAAAAUUUCAGAAAAAGUAUGUAUAGGAACUGAUUACAAUAAUCACAGAGCCCUCACUAGGUGUUGUUGAAGCUGACUUUUAGUUCAUAAUUAACUGAAAACUUUUAAAUCCACUUGGCUGUUCUGCAGCAAUGAAUUGAGACCCAAGGAAUAAAACCAAGGCAGAAAAAAUGGACGUGGGUGAUCUGAACCCUGGAGUUACUGCUGGUCCAUCCACCCCUGACCAUCUCACUGAUGCCAACAAAUCUGAGAGCAGCAACUUGUGUGAAGCUCUCCUGUCAGAAGGAACGUCUAUCAAGUCUUGUGCAGAAAACUCAACUGAUGGCACUGAGUUGCCAAUUAGUUCUGCAAACUCUAACAGUGAAAUAGAUGAAAAAGAAACUGCGGCUAACAACGAUGCUUGUAAAAGUGGUUCAUGUGUUGAAGAAAGCUCUGUGACUGAAGAUGCCUUAUUGCUUCUUGCAUUAAGCUCUGCUCACAAUGAUGAUCAACUAUCACCAAAUGAAGCUAGUUUAUUACUUGCUGAAAUGCAGAGCUCCAAAUAUUCAGAUGAUAAAUCUGGCAUAAAAUCUGAAGUCCUUGUUGAAAAUACACAGUUGAAAGAAAAUAAUGAACUGAAAAAACCAUCUGGUGUAGAUCAUUCUAAGAUACUUGAAAUUCUUAGUGGAACAGAUUUUAAUUCAAUCACAACAGCUCUUGAUAAAAAUGUAGAUGAGCUUGUUUCCCAAAAACAAAAUAUCCUUCCAAGCGAUGAAAGUAUUCCCAGGAUUCGUACUACUGCAUUAGUGGAAAACACUACAGAAGUUCCUGAUGGUACAAAUAAGGAAGAACCACAUGACAGAGAGACUACUACCUCUCCUCUGGUUCAAGAUGAAAUACUUCCAAAACUGACUGCAUCAUCCUGUCCACUGGAAGCUGAGAGAAACAUUGCUAUUACUGAUGAACUUCCUUUUAAAGGUAUAGCUCCUCAGGGUUCAAAUGCUGAUUCUCCUCACACUGGAAUUGAGUUUUCCUCUUUGCCUCUUGACAAGGUUGAAUCUGGUGUAGAUCUCAGUCCAAAUAAAAAGACUCUUUCUCUUUGUGAAGCUUCAAAAACUUCAUCCUGCACUCCAGUUAUUGAGGAAAAUCCAGAAACGCACCUGCCUGAGGAAGCUGAGACACCUACUUAUGAGGAAAAAAAUAUUUCUCUUGUAAUUCCUCCUCCUGAUAUGAAAACGACUUUUGUGCCAUAUCCUGAAGCACAAAUAACUUCUGUUUCUUCAAAUUUCAAUGAAAUUCCAUUACCAAGCAAAUCCCACAAAGAUGUUCAAGAGGGAAGUCAGAUUUUACAAUCUUCAUGUGAUGAUGAAAUUCUGUUGCCUGCAACUGAAACUCAUUCUUGUGUUCCUUACGGUGACCAGAUCCCUGCCCAGCCCAACUCAACGCUUGCGCCUCAACCUCUUCCUGGUACCAUAGAUGAUGCUUCUCAAUACAAAGAAGCCUUAACUCCCCCUCCUGCUGAAGCCCACACUCCCCCUCCUCCUGUUGAAGCCCACACUCCCCCUCCUCCUACGCCCCACUGA